This is a messenger RNA of Aspergillus ruber CBS 135680, 1447 nucleotides long. RefSeq lists its product as uncharacterized. Bases 184 to 1308 code for a protein of 374 amino acids. The record is from RefSeq and is a predicted model, not a curated record. The transcript is spliced from 2 exons. Lineage: Eukaryota; Fungi; Ascomycota; Eurotiomycetes; Eurotiales; Aspergillaceae.
CCACUCCUCUCCUCUCUUCUAUCUUCGGAACUGCCUCCAUCCCAACCAUCUCAUCUCAUCUGCCACUCUCUUUCUUUUUUCUUAUCUCACCCUAUGUCCAUCUUUUAAAUCUCUUAUACUCUUCUAUUCUUCUAUUUUUCUUCUUCUUCCUUUCUCCCUUGCUUCAUCUGCUUACUAUCGACCAUGUUCCUUCGUUCUUUCUUAUUAGGGGCUACCGCCCUGACUUUGCCUUCUAGCGCCGUGCUUGUUGUCCCGGAGACUCAGGGAAUCGCUUCUGACGAUGGCAUUUCGGCGCUGAGCCCUCUAGAGGCGCAAUCGACACAGCAGCAACUGAUUGAACUUUCUUGCACCGAAUGUCCGUUCCGCGAAGUCGACGAGGACGGCCAAGUAAGCUGGUCUGACGGUUUCAAGACGUCUCUCUCCUUGAAUUUCUCGGUCGAUGACGGAUUGCUCCUGGCCAACGAUCAUCAGGUCUUCCCGCCACCACCACCCGUCACUAUCAAUGCCGUUCAGCGUCGCGAAUCCGAUGGCGAAGAAUCCGACCCGAUCCCUCUGGGCUACGCCCUCGAGGUGAUGCCUUUGCCCACCCCUCCCGAGGAGGAGGUCGAACUGUUAGAGAUCCGUUUCACCGUCCUAGACCUCGACAGUCACCCCGUUCCCCUUGAUACCGUUGCGAUUUCCCUGAUCCACGACCGUGAGGGCAGCAUCUACAUGGCCAAGACCGAGGUGGAGGAGACCGCUCCCAACCGCGUGUCCUGGAAGCAGUGCCGCGGUAAACCCAGCUGCUUGAGAAAGCUUCUGUUCAACCGUAUGCACGACUUGUUUGCUGCCGCCAAAACCCGUAUGCUGGGUAUGAAGUCUAGACUGGCUGGACCCAAGGGCUGCCACGGUCGUCCUCCGUUCCCUCGCCCUAUGCACCAUGGCCCUCACCACCACCACGGUGAUGGUGCCUGGGCUGAAGGUGGCCCCUCGCACGCCGGUGACCACUUCCCUCCGCCGCCCCCGCCGCACAUGCACCACUUCCACCACGGUGGCUUGCACCACACUAUGUCUCGUAUCUUCCGUUUCAUUGUUGUUCCCGCCGUCCUCGGUGUUCUGGCUGGUCUUCUCGCGAGUGCUCUUGGUAUGCUGUUUGGCCAGGUCGUUAUCUUCUUCUGGCUGCGUUACCGUCGCUCGGGCGACAAGCAAACCACUGCCAACCUGGAGCGAGGAACCGCGUCUGAGAAGCAGGGCUUGAUGGAGGAGUCUGACGAGAUUCCCCCUCCUUACGUUGACGAAGGAGUGAUCGUUUCGGAUGAAAAGCAAUGAAUGACAAUCGCUAAGGCGGAUUAACAUUAUGUUUAUAUGUACAAACACGGACUGUGCUGUGCGAUAGUCCUUGAACAUCACUUUAUGACCUUUUUUUUUUUCUUUCUCGGUGCUUUUGGUAUUGAAAUUUGGGCUUUCU